This is a messenger RNA of Diatraea saccharalis (sugarcane borer), 6299 nucleotides long. The record is from the annotation of a GenBank genome assembly. Lineage: Eukaryota; Metazoa; Arthropoda; Insecta; Lepidoptera; Crambidae.
AUUGCGUAUCCCUAGUCGGGUGUAGUUGAAGUAGAGUAGUGUAAACAUGAGAGUUUUCUAAAUAAUUGUUGCUUUCAUUGCAUUUUUGAACAGUUUUUAUGAUUAUACGGGACAGAGAAGUGUAAUAUUUAUUAUUUUUGUGAUAUUAUCUUUAAGAUGUAAUAGUGAUUAAAAUUAUUCAAUUUUGCUACUGAAACCUUUCAAUGGCUAGUGACAACGACAAAAGUUGUACUAAUCAUAACUCAGAUGGUUCACUGAAGCCCAACAAGAAUCACGGAAAUAUUGCAAAUAUUGGUGAAACUGGAGAAAAGACAAACUUGGGUGCGUUUCCUGUGGGAAAAGGAGGGCGUCACUUAUCUGUGCCAUUUGAUUCCACUACAGCUAACGGUGACCUAACUAAGAAACAGAAUGGAUCGACGGUGCGCACGAACAGUCUUGGUUCGGGUGCGCGUACGCCACCAGUCGAGAGAACCAAAUCUAAGUUCUCCGCAUUCGGUAGACUCUUCAAACCUUGGAAGUGGAAACGGAAAAAGAAAUCAGAGAAAUUUGAAGCGGCUUCUAGAACAUUAGAAAGAAAGAUAUCCGUCCGAGCAAAUAGAGAUGAACUAGUGCAGAAAGGUAUCCUCUUGCCAGAGAGCCCAGUGACGCCGGUGGCAGAAGCCAGUGAAGAAUCAUCACCGACGUACGAUGAAGGUCGUAACGAGCCGACUAACCCUGGCCCCGACCGUAAUUUGGUGAGCAUGCAUGCAGCGCUGCAAGCGCAGCUCGCGUCGCAACUUGCGCAACAACAAGCAGCAUUAGCGGCCGCCGUAGCAGCAGCCGCUGCGGCCCACCAUCAUCACCAGAACAAUAAUGUCAUCGAACCAAAGAAAGACAAAUUGGAAAAUGGUGGGGAGCUGGUGAGGCCUGAGCGACCCAACUCCUUGACAGCAGUCGGGAAAAUCCCGCGGCGGAUAUGCUAUCAAGGGGACGUUGGUGGGUACGGGGCGUCCGGCGGCGACGGUGGCGACGAGCCUCUAGUUCUCUCAGAGUUGCCAGAGCCACCUAUCGCCUUAUCCGAGAUUGGACCUAUCCCACCGCCGCCCAUGUUCAGCUCGCCAAGCCCUACCCGCCACCACCAGCAUCAACACGCUAUUGUUCAGCAUCCUCUGUCUGACUCCGAGGAGGAGGACGAACAGGAGGAUGAAGAUACUCCCCUCCCUAUGAGCGACGCGGCACGUGUGGAAGAGAUUCCGCCGAAGGAGCCGAGCUUUAACGCCGUACCGCUCAAGUCUGCGCUCAAGAAACGGCCCGCGCCAUCCGCCUCGCCGGCCGCCACGCCGCUCGCAACACCCCUCGCGCCACGCCAGGACCACCACCACGCUAGCUUCAAGCGGCCGCCGCCUAAACCGAGGAUCCGCAUAUGCAGUCGGCCUGUUCGCGUAGGCAACGCGGUGGAGAAUAAAGAGAACGCCCGUCCUUGGGAGGGUGAAUAUCGUGAUGACUACGCUACGGAGUCAGAACGCGUUGCCGCCAAACUCGCCCGUAAGGAAAGUCUCAACAUCAAGCUAGCACUGCGUCCCGAUAGACAAGAGCUCAUCAACAGGAAUAUACUGGUAGUGCAGAGUGAGCACGAGCGGCAGGAGUCGUGGGAAGCGAUCGGUGCUCGUCUCAUCCGCCGGCUGUCGAUGCGGCCCACCGCCGAGGAACUAGUCGAGAGGAAUAUACUCAAAAGUCAAUCACCCGCCGAAGAAAAAAAACAGAAAGAAGAAAAGAAGAGGUAUCUCCUACGCAAACUUAGCUUUCGACCGACGGUCGAUGAACUCAAGGAAAAGAAGAUUAUUAGGUUCAGUGACUACAUUGAAGUUACUCAGGCGCACGAUUAUGACCGGCGCGCCGACAAGCCGUGGACGAGAUUGACGCCUCGCGACAAGGCCGCCAUACGACGUGAGCUCAACGAGUUCAAGAGCUCAGAGAUGGCAGUGCACGAGGACAGCAAACAUCUCACCAGGUUCCAUAGACCAUGACGGCUGUGCGCGAUAGGCGGGCCCGCGGCGGGGGCGUGAACUCGGCCCCGGACAGACGGACACGGACGCAAUCACACGCCGACCGCAGCUGCCCGCAGCGGUAAAGUGUUGAAUAUUCUAAACCAACGUGCACACACACAUACCACUCUGCCCUCCCUAGCCUAAAUCGCAGUAACUGCAAACUUUGCGAUUUUUGAGUUUAGUAACAGUAUUUUUGUUUUCUUUUGAUAUCAAGCCGCCUAAUUUGUUUUAUCUAUAAAUACGCUAAGAUUUCCAUCACAUGUGCAGUAAGUUUUUUUUUUUAAUUUUUUUUAUUCAAUAUAAUAUCAAAACCGUCGAAUAUGCAGUAACUUUGCUGCGUUUUAAAUAUCUUAAAACAAUUUAGCAAAAAUCUCGAAGCAGUAAUAGGGGUUAAAAAAAUUUAGUGGCUAUAAUUAUUUAAUUUUUCACGUUUCCAACUUGAAAUUACAAUUUAUUUUAGUAUUCUUGCUUUUUUUACACUUUGAAUAAAAAUUUUUAUCAUAAACAGUGAUUUGUUAAAAAUACACAAAAUUUAAUCUUCACUCGCGUUUUUCUCGAUUUCUUGUUUUUGGUAUUACUGCGGUUUAGGCUCGGGAACGCAGCGCUGUUCCCACGUUACAUUAUGUUAACGCGUAUCGUGUGUGCGAUCAUUUAAACGAUUUUUACUUGUAUCGUAGUUAUUGCCGAGUACAAUUUAUUAUUACAUAUUUUAAUUAUUAUUAUUAUUAAAUCGUUUUAUGUUAAGUUGACGUAUUCUAAGCGUACCUAUACAUUCUUUGAAUUGACCUUCGCGAAAGGUUAGUGAUACUGAUUAUUGUGGUGGAGAUUAUGCGCUUCGAUGCUCGGUGAACUGUGAGAUUUACGAGUGAAUUAUUUUGAUAUGUGAGACGUAUCCGACGUAGAGUUCUUGUAGUCUUGUGAUUUUUAUUAUAUUGCUAGCUUUUAGCUUAUUAGUCGUGUUAAGCUAGAUUCGUUUUGAAAAAUAUUUAUUUAUUCUUAUUUUAAAAUUAUAAAUUUGCUAUUAUUACGGUCACAAUUUCGAUAUUUUAAUAAAUAAUUUCACACUUUGAGUAUUUGUAGAGUAAGCGGCGUACAGCGAACGAGUUUCCGUUUAGUUUGCACUUUAGAUGGUCGUACGUUAAUUUGCCUCGGCUGCAUCGUUCAGAACGCGAGAUACUACCAAUGAUUUUCACUACUUAUUCAUUGAACUGUGAAACUAUUGUUCAUUGUCCGGAUGUGUGACUUUUGAAUGUCGGUAGAUGCGGAGAUAUAGGUGUCAUAUUGGAUAUGAAAACGAAAUGUUGUACAAUCGACUCUGCGUUGUUUCUAUCUGUCGAAUAAAACGUCUUAGAAGUGCUUCCAAUGCUGUGCAACAUAACAAUAAUGAUCUGUACAGGACUCGGUUCCUAUGUAACAUAAGUUGUUUAAUAGCGUUCUCGUAGUUAUUGAAUAACUGUAAUGCAUGUCUGUUAGUUAAUUCAAUAUUAAUAAAAAAAAAAGAAUAUAUUUCGAUUUUUCUCAAAAUUUCAAUUUCGUUUUAGUACUAAUAUUUCACCUACUAUCACUAUCUCAACGAAUAAAAUACUGUAUUAGUAAAAUUUAAAAGUUUAUUGUUAUAAAAGUAGUUAGUUUUCAUAUUACGCUUCAUAAUGUAUUCGAGGUACGUGUAUAAUUAAUUAUAUGCAAUAAUUAUUAAAUGGUUUCAUAAUUAGAACUGUAAUCUCCGCACGAUGUGAGGUGAACUAAAUUAAGUUUUACGAGAUUAUCUUAAAUUAAAACUCGGUCCAGUAAUGGGAUUCCUUUAAUACAGGGAUGGAUCAGUGAUGGGCAACUGAGUCGUAUGUUUAUAGGGACAUUGUGAAAGCACUCACUGACGCAGCUCAAUGACGGACGAGGCGUAGAUAGGUUUUAUAUAAAUCCAUCUUGACGACGCGAGCAACCUUAGUGGGAACAACUUGUAGUCGACUUGUCGCUCUAGCUUAGACGUAAGCUAUACAAAGUCGAAUUAACUAUUCCGAUUAAACAAUUAAAACUAAAAUUAUGGAAUGACUAUUUAAUAAAUUGUAGUUGUCAUGUCAAAGUACUGCCCUUUGAGAUUACAUUCUUUAGUUGGUAAACCUCGUAUCUCGGUUCGGUCUUUAUUUGAAAUAUACGAGUUCUAGAAAUAAUAAACGGUUAACAAAAUCAAAUGACUGUAAAUUCUCUUAUAACAUAAUUACAAAGCUUGCUUGACAGAAGUCGCGCAGUUUGUAACUGAAUAUUUUUAAAUUUCGAACGCAUCAAUAUUUUUAUACGAAUAUAUAUCAGAUGUGGAGUUAUGAGGUUUGCUUAUUAAGGUGACGAUACGGUAUAUGAAUGGUGACAUGUUUUUCUAAUAUUUUUUUUCUUCAUUAAAACAAUCACUAUUGUAGGUCGACUUGAUAGUAUAACGAGCAAUAAUAAUAAUGCUAUCGGUCUGUUUCGAUUGUUUAAAAGUUUUAAUGUUGAGAUUUUUUUACACAACUGUAUAGGUAGUUUACAUCGUAGUCUAACUUAAUAGAUAGGGAUCAGUUUAAUUUAAUAAAUCAUUUUUAUAAUGCGAUAUAUUAUUAUUGUUCAGUAGCGGUGCCAUUACUCGUGACGUGUUCGAUACUCGAUCAAUACCAAAUACAGUUCUUGUUGAAAUCUAUAUCUUAUGGAUUUGUCUAACUGUCAAUUUGGUGAAACAAUCUUUAUAAUAUUUAAAGAAUGUGCAUAAAGUUAGCUGUGACAUAAUUUGCACUGUCAUCAUGUAAUUUGCAUAGGUAAUAAGAACAUAUAUAUAUAUAAUACAUGAUAUCAACUCCAAUAAGAAUUCAUUGCAAAGUUAAGAUAGUAAACUGCAUAAUGUUUAUACAAUGGUUAUUCUUGAGACCAUUCCAGUUGAAAGUGGAAGCCAAAAUAAUGACUUAUUUUUCUAAACGAUUUUGUUAGAUUUGCAAUAAAAAGUAAGGUAACAUGUAGCUGUUUAUCGAUAUAUAAAUAUAUAAUAAUUAAGACAUUCAGAUUCCCAAAGAUCUAAGGCUCAACUAAAUUCUUUUAGCUAGCUUACAUAUUAUUGCCAUUGUUAACGUAUCUAUUUGUAUAUUGCGAAAUGUUACAUAUUGGCCGAUAUUAGUUUGUCUUGAGUGUGUUUUGAUGUAUACAAUAGUAUUGAUUUAAAUCUUACAGGCAUCACAAUAUUAUAUAGUGUGUAUAUAAUAUAAUAAUUUACCAAUAAAAUGUGAUACGAACUUUCUUAUUUUAAUAACCUUAUUUUACUAAGUCUGUCCUUAAUUAUUAUGAAUAUGUUAUAUUAUUAUUAUCGUUUAAUAUUUAAGGCUAGACGGACGCAACAUUUGAUUUCAGCUGUUGCUGAAUAUAAUUCGUUAUUUGUCUAGCCUCUCACAGGUUCGACGGGAUAAGUAAGUGGGCUUUGCAAUUGCUAUUGAAUGAUCUUUAACAAAGCAGAAAAAAAAAACUGCAACUAUCUGCCGACUAGUUUUGUGCAGAUACUUUCUGUAUUAUACGUAUUUAACGGAUUUCAUCCACAAAAUGUGGUCUGGUUAAUUUAUCUUAUUAUAUUUAGAAGCAACUUAAAUCAAGUGUUUUAUAAAUUGCGUUUUGGUGCUCAACGAGCAACAGUACAAUACUGUUAUCUUAUGGUCCACAUGAAAUUCUAUUCUGUAGCGUAUCGUUUACGCUGUAAUAUAUUGAAUUGAUAACUAUAAUAUUCGAUAUAGAUUACAUUAAUAAUCACAUACGCUAUUAAAAUUAUAAAAAAAAAUAUACUGUACUUGGACAAUCAGCUGGAGGCCAGUUUUAUAAGAUAUCAUCGUAAAGUUGAAUAGAAUUUAUAUAACUUGUGGAAUACAAGCUGAGCGCUUGUAAUUAUGUACUUGUUACUUGGUACCUAGGAGGUGUAUUUGUAUUACAUGGCAACAGAAUCUAAUGUGAUUAGGAUGUUUCUGAAGCAAUUAUAACGAUAAACAUUAUUUUUUAUUGAUGUCUGUAUAUAAUUUUAAUAUCAUGUACAUUUAUGGAAUCUCUUUUUAUUUCCAUUGAUAUCGUGCGUAUCGUUUGUGCUAUUACAUUAAAUAUAAUAAAAAAAUGCUAACUUCAGUAAUCUGUAUACUGUUGCUUUUAUUUUGAAUAUUGUGUAAAUUAUUAAUGACGUACUGUAAUGAGUAUAUUUACUGAUAGCCAUAAAAUAACUUGUUUUAUAUAAAAUAAGUUUGUAAAUACCAUGAUUAUACAUUAAGUUUUAUACUUGAU